CCGGCCUGGCCGAGGCGCCCGCAGUCCGCCCGGUGCGUGUGGGGAGGAAGCGGUCCUGGACGCUCAGCGACUGGCGGGGAUGGCCGCUCCGAUUACGCGGCAGGUCAGCGGCUGUGCGGCGACCCCAGCUCCAGCCGGCUCCGAGUGCGGGCAGCCCCUGGCGGACGCCGUGGCCGGGCUGCCGGUGCUGGACGCCGCCGGGGAGCCCAUACCGUUCGGCGCGCUGUUCCGGGAGCGCCGGGCCGUGGUGGUCUUUGUGCGGCAUUUCCUGUGUUACAUCUGCAAAGAGUAUGUGGAAGACCUGGCCAAAAUCCCCAGGAGCUUCUUACAGGAAGCAGAUGUCACCCUUAUAGUGAUUGGACAGGCAUCCUACCAUCAUAUUGAGCCUUUCUGCAAACUGACUGGAUAUUCUCAUGAAAUCUAUGUUGAUCCUGAGAGAGAAAUAUAUAAGAGAUUGGGAAUGAAAAGAGGGGAAGAAAUUGCCUCCUCAGGACAGAGCCCUCACAUAAAGUCAAAUCUGCUCUGGGGAAGUCUUCGGAGCCUAUGGCGAGCAGUGAAUAGCCCUCUUUUUGAUUUCCAAGGAGACCCUACUCAGCAAGGUGGAACUCUCAUUUUAGGUCCAGGUAACAACAUCCAUUUUAUACAUCGUGAUAAGAAUAGGUUGGAUCACAAACCUAUAAACUCUGUUUUACAGCUUGUAGGGGUUCAGCAGGUGAACUUCACAAGCAGACCUUCAGUCAUCAACGUGUAAUUCAUAUGGAAAUCUGCAGCUUACAAAUGGGCACUUAAAAUGUGACCUUAACAUCCUCA
Molecule: messenger RNA, 810 nt
Organism: Dipodomys spectabilis (banner-tailed kangaroo rat)
Lineage: Eukaryota; Metazoa; Chordata; Mammalia; Rodentia; Heteromyidae
Gene: Prxl2c
Product: peroxiredoxin like 2C
Exons: 6
Coding region: 80-751 (223 amino acids)
Source: RefSeq, a predicted model, not a curated record